AUGGCAGUGGGAAUCUGUACAGAAUGUUCCAGUAGUCGGUGGGAUUGUGAUUGGUGUAUCCAUGACAACGCCUGCACCCAUGACAGUUCUUCUUGUUCGGCGGUAAUUACCGGAAUGGAUGGACCAUCAUCUUGUGCCAAGCUUCUACCUGUAACAUCAGCCAUUCAAAUUCCCGUCGGUUUGGAGAGAGAAUUUCAGCUGAAAGCUAUCAAUCUCCCAUCUAUGGUUCAAGAUUUUGAGUGUGUUGUAUACGAUGAUGAGGGCCGGGAGCAGGUCACAUCUGCAGUUGUCAUCAACAGAACAGACGUUAUCUGCACAGCCAGGAGGUAUACAUAUAAUACUGAUGUGUUGGAACUAGAAGUGCCUGUGUCCGUCCGUUGGAAUGGAAAUUUCUACAUUGACUCACCAAGUGAUAUCAAUGUCACUCUCUACAAUUGUGAGUUUGAGCGAGAUAGCUGUAGCCGAUGCCUGUCUCCCAAGGUCACCCCGGUUGGUUUAGGAUGCGGAUGGUGCGGGACUGUCUGCGGUGUCCGCCAAUCUCCGGAAUGUCAAGGAGAUUCCUGGAUCCCUCAAGGAUCCAAUCAAAGUUGUCCUGGUCCAGUGGUCUCAAGGAUCUUCCCUAUGUCGGGUCCCAUAGAGGGUAAUACGUUGGUUGAGAUCAUCGGUAGCGACCUUGGACAAAGCUUCUCAGAUAUUGCUUCUAUCAUGCUUGGUCAGCAUUCCUGCAACCCUGCAGGUUUACAGGAUAGCUACCGGGUGGGUUCCAGAGUUAAAUGCCUGACCUCAGCAAGGAUUGGUGAAGGAGAGGUUUUAGUGAGAGUGACCGUCAGAGACUCUCAGAAUAAUUUGUUGGAGAGUACAGGAUCAGUCAGGUUUACAUACCGUGAUCCAGAGAUCACCGGGUUCAGUCCGUCGUCGGGUAUCGCCAACGGAGGCACGGUCGUCAUGAUAACGGGCUCCGCCCUCAAUACAGGCAGUAACAUCACAGCAUCCAUCGGUGAUGCUCCUUGUGAUAUCAUGUCUAUCAAUGAUACCUUCGUGAGCUGUGAGACUGGUAGGGCAACAGAGAACCUGUCUAGUCUGGUGACUCUGACAUUCGAUGGAGCUGAAAGGGAUUCACAGGAGAUGUACACGUACAAACCAAACCCCACCUUCGCGGAAUUAUCAACAUCCAAGUCCAUUGUAUCGGGUGGAGUAAAUAUCACCAUUUACGGUGUGGGGUUUGAGACCGUCCAAGAAGCCUUACUGAUUGCUGCGCUCAUAAGAGACCCUACAAGAGCAACCUCUGUGGAAUGUCACCUCCUGAGUGAUGUAGAGAUGGGUUGUCCCAGCCCUCGUCUUCCCACUUUACAAUUGACCAAUCAGAAGAGACGUAGGAGAGAAGCAGAGGAGGUCUCCCUUGCGCUGUCACUGGAUGAUUAUCUGGUCAACAUCAGUGAUUCCUUUGAAUAUUUCCCAGACCCUUAUUAUGAAAACUUCACUGAUGUUAAAGAGGUCUAUGGGAAUGAUACACUCAAGAUAAAUGGCAAAGAUUUGAAUCUAGCAGUGAGUAAAUCAGAUGUCCGCGUCGUGAUUGGUGAUAAAGUCUGCGAAGUUCUUAGCAUUACAGCAGAGACACUCUUCUGUCGUUUACCACCCACCCCACCUCAGGUCAAGCGAAAUGGAACCUCUCAGACCUACCCAUCAGUCAUUGUCUUCCACGGUAGCACCCUGGAAUUCAACGUGGGGCGAGUCCGCUACCUCCAUGAUUCCGAUUUCAGGAUUAUUUUGGUGUCAGUCAUCGCCGUUCUGGUGGGCGUGGCAGUGGUCUUCACUCUCAUUGCUGUCUCGGUCUAUGGAAGACGGGUUCAUCAGCACAAGCUCAAAUCAGCAGAGGGCGCUCUGAUCAGAUUGGAGGAACGGCUGAAAGACAAAGCAACCGAAGCAUUUCACGACCUACAACGGGAUAUGUCUGGUCUGAAAGAGCAGCUUCAAGGAGUUGGUAUGCCUUUUGUCAGCGGAGCAGACUACAUUAGGAACAUGCUCUUCUGGGGCCUCAACGUCCAGCCAAUGACCAGUGAUCCUGAGCUACCCCAGGAGAGUAUAAAACAAGCUAUGUCCGAGUUCUCUAAGCUCCUCAACAAGAAGCAAUUUCUCAUGGACUACAUUCAGUGUCUCGAUGAAGCCAAGAGCUUGAAACAGAAAGACAGAGUAAACAUUGCUUCACUAAUUUCAACGAUUCUAACCACGGAAGGACGAUUUGAUUAUCUCACUGAGGUUACGCUGACAUUGAUGGCAGACAAAAUAGAAGAUUCAGAUGAAAAUAGACUCAAACAACUCUUCAAAAGUGUGCAGAGUAUACUUGAGAAGCUUCUAUCAAACUGGGUAGCACUGUGUAUGUAUAAGCAUCUACAGAAACAAGUAGCGUACCCUCUGUAUGUGUUGUACCAAGCUAUCAAGGGUCAAGUAGACAAAGGACCAGUAGAUGCUAUCACCGGUCAAGCUCAUUUCUCUCUCAACUUUGACUAUCUUCUAGACGAGGAUGUGGAAUUUGAAGAUGUGACCCUGCAUAUCGUAGACAAGGAACACAAGGUCUUGGAACAGGUCAAAGUACUGGAUGUUGAUACUAUCACCCAAGCCAAACAAAAGAUAUUAGAUGCUAUGUACUGCAAAAGACAGACAGCACAGCAGCUCAGGUCAAAUGAAGUAGACUUGGUGCUUCUAAAUGGACGUAUGGGUCAGCUGGUUCUGAGAGAUAGAGAUUCAAUUACUGAUACUAGAGGCCACUGGAUCAAAACUAACACCAUCAAAGCUUAUAAGAUAUCCAAUGGUUCUUCGGUAGCCAUUGUCAAGAAGCAAGAUGGGACAAAUCAAGAGUUUUCUGGCCCUCUGGUGUUGGAUAAAGCAGAACUUGCCUACUCAUAUGUGCCAAGGUUAUCAGAAUGCUAUUCCCCUUUGUCUAUGGACAGAAACCAUGCUCAGUAUGUGAAGUUAAAUGCUCUUGCAGUCCCAGCUGUGAACAAUGUUCGUACAUCUUGGGAGUAUACUCAAAUUGAUGCAGAUCCAGAGGAGGGAAAGCAGAUGUGGCACUUGGUGAAAGAGGAGAGUAGUGCUAUGAACAGCAAUGGUAAGAGCAAGAAGGGCCACAAGAUAGACCACAAGCCCAAGCUCAUAAAAGAAGUCUAUACCUCAAGACUCCUCGUAACCAAGAAUGCCGUCCAGCCUUUCCUAGAUGAGUUCUUAGAUGCUACCUUCUCGCUACCUUCAGGCCAGUCUAGUUUACCCGUUCACAUCAAGUAUCUCUUUGAUUUCUACGACGCUCAAGCCGAAGAGAACAGUAAUCUCAAGGACAAUGUAGCUGCUGCAUGGAAAACCAAUAGCCUUGCUCUUCGUUUCUGGGUAACGGCCAUCUCCCAUCCAUCUUACAUCUUUGAUAUGCAACAAUCACGGACGACCGAUUACUGCAUCAAUGUUCUCACCAACAUGCUAGAUAAUGCAUGCAAAAAGAACAUUCCUACCUAUAAUCUGGAUGCGUCGUUAAACAGGAUCCUGUACAGGCCAGAGCUUCCAAGGUAUAUUGAGAUGAUCGAAGGAUAUUUCAAUGCCAUUGCAGACUUGCCAGAGGUAUCCCCUUCUCAGCUUGAAGAAGAAAGCCAGCAAAUUACCAAUGAAUUUUCUACCCAUUUUAGCAGACUGGGAAUGCUUUAUCAGUUGUACGAGUACACCAAAGAACAUACAGAUAUGUUGGACAACAUCAGUGCAAUAAUUGAAGAACGAGAUGACUAGACUAGAGAGAAAUCAAGUAAGAAGACAACGUACGUUAGACAGAUAGAGGCAAUAUCAACCAAACUUCAAAAUGUGCAAGAUUGACAUGCUGGUUUUAUUUUUUAAUUUGGUGCUACUACAUUAUGUCAUUGCUCUUUUUUGUUAGUGUCAAUAUUUUGAAGUGUAAAUGAAAGUUUUGUAUCUUUUUUUCGUUGACGGCAAAAUGAGAGUAUGCUGUGACGAUUUCUUUGUUGAAUGAGAUCGGGACCAAGUGUCUGCAAUGCCUUUUUAUUUUGUUGGCGUGCAUGCAUCUUUCAUCUUUAGUUAAAAUUUUUGUAGUUACAACUGUUCCUCAACUCUUAUUUUAAAUCAAUUGAGAUAUAUAUAAAGCCUCUUCUUUUAUCCUGCAUAAUUAUUUAUUCAUUACUUUGCUUUUAUUCUUCAUUUUGUGAAGUCUUGCUAACCAAAAUAUUUACUUUUGAAAUGUGCAUGCCAAAUAUUAAGUGGAUUACUAUAUUUUGCCGAGAGUGCAUUUCUCAAUUUUGAUAUUUUAAGUCCAGAUACAGAGCUUGCCAAGAGAAAGAGUGAGAGAAGUUGAGCUUAUGAGAGUGUUAUCAAUAUUGUCAUAUGCUGUUUGUAGCCAUGAGGGUGAACAUUUGUGAUAUUUGUAUUUUUGUAAAUUAAAUCUUCAUUUAUUAAAACAAGUCCAUUACAUGUAUAUUUACUUGUAUUGAAAAAAGACAUUUUAUUCUAAUGAAAAAUGAUACUCUGUUAACAUUCAACUCUACAAUAUUUUCAUAAUUUUCUGCAAUGUUUAUUUUUAACUCAAUAAUUAUCAUACUUUUAGUAAUUAAUUUCCAUAUAUUUUGUUCAAUUCAAGGACUAAACUCUUUUCUUAUCUCAAUUCAAAACAUUGUAUCAGAAAAUAUCGCAUCAGUAUGUCCAAGUAUUUUUAUUCCUUCGUUCAACUCAAAAUGUUGCUUACUUUGAUCUGUUUGAAUAUACAAUGAUAUUUUAUAUUUCUAGAUUCCAUGUGUACCAAAUACCCUUUUGACACAUACUCCAGUAUACAUCUCUUUUGAUUUUAUGAUGGCCUUUAAUGGUUGCUAGUAUAUGUAGCUUGUUUUUCUGAAGAUUCAAAUACUGGGAAGGUUUAUUACAUCCAAAACCAACGAAAAAAGUUAUUUUGAAAGUUUGACCGUCGAAAUGAACUAAACUUUUAUAUAGUUCAUAAGGUAUUUUUGUAGCAACAAUCCACUUUUCAUUUUCAGAAUAACAAACUUGUGGAAUAAUGCCCCAACUGUUCUGAUCAAUGACCCUUUUCAUUUUCCGAUUCAUGAAGUAUAUACGCAAUUUGCAUGUUUUGGAAUAACAGACUUUCUUAAUAAAAAUCAAUAAUCUAUUACAGGAUUUUUUCCAGUACACUCCCUUAAGAUUAAAUGAUAUUCUUAAGUCAUACCAAUGAAUAUAUUCCAAAAAGUUACUUUGAAGUACACAUUAUAGAUUGGUGAUGAAUGGGUUUUCUUGGUGUGCGUGUGGAUUGAACCUAGGGCCCUGUGAUAUAAAGCUUUAAAAAUGGGGCUGAUUUUCACGAUUGAUUGCAUUGAUCAUUAUGUGUGAUCAAUCAUUGAAAUCACCUUCAUCAUCAUCAAUCACUAACCUUUAUGUGAUGGGGGACCUGGGGCCCAUCUUACAAAAGAGUUGCAAUUGAUCCGAUCAAUUGCAACUAUGGAAAGCCAGCUACGUCAACAUCUGAAAUACAUGUUUGUUCAAAAUAUUUUUCUAGAGAUGACAUAUAUUCAUACAUUCUCUGUUUUCUUGACAAUUCAGUACGCCUCUCUUUGUUUCCAAUGGAUAUUGAGCAAAUUUCCAAAAGAAAAAAAUUAUGACAUUGGUGGAUUUCCAUAUACUUGAGAUUGAUCGGAUCAAUCGUAACUCUUUGUAAGACGGGGCCCUGGAAAUCUAACACUUAACUAUAAUUGCAGUACUCCAAUUGUCAGUACUCCUCCUUUCCAAUUCUUACUCUAUUUUACUUCUGGGUGGUCUGAUCCUUAUUUAAUUGAAAACUCACUUUGUUGUGCCAGGUAUUGAUUGUUCACAUUUCUAUAAUGAUGUAAUGUAGAAACCUGCUGUUGUGAAACACACAUGUUGUUAGGGCAAAGUUUACAACAAAAACAACAACAAAUUACAGGGCACUUGCUAGGGUAACCCUUGCUCCCAUUGAAUAUAUGCAUAUUGUAAGCAUGUAAAAUCUUCCUACCCAAACCCAAACUUAAUGUAGUGAUUGUAUAUAAAAUAAACUAUUUACAAAGAUCGUAUUCUGAAUUUUAUUCCCCUGUUCCAUUUCUUGAUUUUGAGUUAUUAAAUCUUUAAGGGCAGGCUUGAAGUCCAGACUUAAUUUCAUUUCAUAAAAAAGGUAAAAUCUGAGUAGUCGUAGUUUUCUAUAAUUAUGAAGGUGAUUGUUAGAUUGUGUAAAAUAAGUUGGAGCUUAUAAAGGAUGUAUUCUGUACAGGUGAUGAUGAUCUCUUGGAAUUAUUUUCAAGUGUUUGUUAGCAACGAUUACACUUUGAUACAAUACGAGACCAAGAGGUGAAAACCCUGAGAAUCAAAUGUAAUAUUUUUUGGGAUUUUUCUUCUUAAACUAAUUAGAACUUUCUUGCCAAGUACCUUAUCUUCCAUUUUUAAACUCACUUCAACAGAUUUUAACUAUUCUAUGAUAACCCCUGUGAAGAGUGAUAUGUAUAUACACACAAGUAUAUUAUUAUAUUGUCAGAUCUUAUAAUGUUCAAAUUUUUAAACUCACAAUUGUAAAAGUUAUUGAGAAUUGUUGAUCUAUUAUUCAGAUUCAGUACUUGCUUCUUUUCAACCCCCAACUGUUUAGAAAAUAUGUUUAUACAUACCCCCAACCCCCCCACCCCCCCCCCCGAAAAAAUUGUAAUGGGAACAGUGGGAGCUUUGAUUUUUCAUUCAAGAGCAGAAAAAAUGGGUUGGUUAUCUGAGAGGAAUAAACCUAUUAAAGUAGGGUAAGACUGUGUUGUGCAUGAUUUAGAGAAAUGUAUUUAUCGUCAUGAUAUGAAAAUAAAAAAGUUAAUCCAUUUAUUCUUAUAAGAAAGGUAAUUCAUUUAUUUUAGACUGUUGUACUUGACAUAAAAUAGUACUUAAGACAUCUUCGAAGAAAUUGUCAAAAAACAUUGUAUAUGUAAAUAGUAAUGUAACAGCCUUUUUGUACAUGAGUCUAUUAAUCUUGUAUGGUGAAUGUUAUUUAUUUGAAAAAUGCAGCCUCCAAACGCUGCAUGGGCCUUUCUAGAACCAAAACGUCUUGUUUUAUAGGUAUUUUGUGAACAGAUCAAAUCAAUGUAUUUUUCAUGUCACAAAUUUUUCAAAUGUCCUGUUAUAGAUGAAAUGAUAUAUUUAUGUUUAUCCUAUUUACCUAAUAUAUUACUGAAAUCAUUUUUGUUUUUCUAAAAAGAGGCUUUAUAAUGAACAUGUUUAGAUAUGAUAUACAUGAUAUGAUGUUAUUAUUCUUAUUGUGUAAUACUGUAUAUUAUUACAGAAAUUGUCAUUUGUACAGAAGAAUAAAUUACUAUAUACCAGUACUACUGGACAGAUCA
This is a messenger RNA of Lytechinus pictus (painted urchin), 7355 nucleotides long. Its product is annotated as plexin-A4-like. Gene Ontology annotation, cellular component: plasma membrane; semaphorin receptor complex. NCBI's taxonomy places the organism in Eukaryota, Metazoa, Echinodermata, Echinoidea, Temnopleuroida, Toxopneustidae. Gene Ontology annotation, biological process: regulation of cell migration; semaphorin-plexin signaling pathway involved in axon guidance. The record is from RefSeq and is a predicted model, not a curated record. Bases 1 to 3765 code for a protein of 1254 amino acids. Gene Ontology annotation, molecular function: semaphorin receptor activity. The transcript is spliced from 31 exons.